AUAACUAUCGAUCAAACAACCUGCAUAGCUAAUGAAAAGUGUCAGAAUCAAAUGUAUCCAUCAAUCGGGCUUUAUUCAGUUUUAAUUGCGUGAAAAAAUCGUGCGAUAUGUCGAGUGAAGAUAUAGCGACAGCGAAUGAGGGAACGGAAGAAAUAGCUGAUCAACUUGGAGACGCUGUUGAAAGCGAACGAAAUGAGUUACAAGUGGAAGAAGUAGCGGUUGAAGACAAUGCAGCUGAGAACGUGGUUGCUGAAGACCACAAUGAAGCAGAUGAGAUAAGAGAGGUGCCCGAAGUUUUCGAAAAUCCCGAUGCAGAUCCGGACAUUUCUGAGUCAAAUGAUGCAAAUGGUGAAGCAUCUUCCAGCCACCAGGAGGAAGAGGAACCAGAUUUAGACAUCAAGUCUCUUCCUGGUGAGCCAGAAAGUGCAGACGUAUAUCUGGGUGAUGAAGACGACGACUUCGACGCUCACCCGUUAAACGAGUUAACCGAUCAGCAAGUGAUCGACCUGGUGCAGGAGGUGGAGACUGAAAACCGGCACUUGUACCUGGAAAACAAUCUGUUCCAGUCGUUUUUGAGGGAGAAUGAUCCGUCACUGCUAGAGGGCUUUGAGGAGAUGAUGAAUUUUGUGCUAGGCAGAACCGGCGGUUCGUACAUGUCAACUAGUACAAGUGGAGAGCGACGCUCCAGCUACUUCGAUAAGCGUUACAAAUUAGAUUCGUACACCAGCAUAACUUCCAUAGCUGAAGGCAAAGGUCCAAAGAUCAAUCUGGCGCAGAAGACUGAAAUGGUGAUGAGGGCGAUGGAAGAAAGCCAGGCGAGUCUGGAGACAUUCCUCAAAAGGUGUCACAUCACCAAAAGAAACCUGAAAGCCGAGCUGGAAGAAUUCAGCAUUAGAGAAGCCGAAUUUAAGGAGGCCAGUGAAAUUUUCGAGUACAGCGUGGUCACGCAAGGAGUCGACAAGUUAACCCAGCGCAUUCCUGCUGAGAAGUUCAUCAGGUACAUGGAGGAGUGGCUCAAGAGCGCUCAGCUGCAAAUCGAGAAGCUGCGGCUCAGGAUCGCCACCUUGAAGGUGCAGUACAAGAAAGUGUCUCAGCAGCUGAUCCAGCGGCAGGAGCUCGGCGAGAAUGUGCAUGCAGUCGACUUUGACCAGCUGGAGAUUGAAAACAAGCACUUCAUUGAACGAAUCGAGCAGAAGAACAUUCAUCUGGUGGAACUGAAGAAAAUGAACGGCGGCGCCAAUUUGAUUCUCAGCACGCACAAGAAGUACCUGCAAAAGCAGCAGGAGGACUGCAACAACUUGAAAGCCGAAAUCGAUGAGAAAAACUGCCAGAUUGAAGCCACCGACAAAGAGUGCAGUGCCGCCGAACUGGAACUGCAAGCGGAAAUUGAGAAAUUUGAAAACUGCAAGAAACUGAAGAAUCAGUACACUGUUCCUGAUGUGAUGGAAUAUGUGCGCUUGAAGGGAAAACUGCACGAGCUGAAAAAGAACAUCAAAAUCUGGAUCCGGAGACGUAAAAUUCAGGACAUUGCUUUGAACACGUGUCUAAGGGAAAUGAAAAAUCUGACCGGAAGAACUGCUGUUGAUCCCACUUGGUUCGACGAUGUGCAAUCGAUAAGUGAAUCUAAUUCUGAAGAUGUUUUACUUUAAAGGACUGUUUUACUGUAUUGGAUUGGAAAUUUAUUACAUUAUUAUACAAGCAA
This is a messenger RNA of Dendroctonus ponderosae (mountain pine beetle), 1702 nucleotides long. RefSeq names its product coiled-coil domain-containing protein 113. The record is from RefSeq and is a predicted model, not a curated record. NCBI's taxonomy places the organism in Eukaryota, Metazoa, Arthropoda, Insecta, Coleoptera, Curculionidae. Bases 108 to 1649 code for a protein of 513 amino acids. The transcript has 2 exons. Gene Ontology annotation, biological process: cilium assembly. Gene Ontology annotation, cellular component: axoneme; ciliary basal body.